AUGGCAAAUGUUGUUUGCCGGCAUCCCCCUUUCCUCCUUCCUUCACUUGCGAUGAACCUACAGCGAAUAGGAUACAGUUCUUGUCUUACCUACCGAGCAUGGACGCGUCUUCCUCCAGUAUCUUUGCCGUAUACCCAAUACCGGACAAUUGUCCGUACCUCGGUUGCAAAGAAGCGAAAGGCCUCCAUGAAACAAGCCCAGAAGGACUAUGAAGCAAAAGCAAGAGAACAGCAGAACGACCCGGAAUCUGCCAUCAAUGAACUCGAAAAACUGCGCAUCUUUUCCGCCAUGAAUCCCCAGUUUGAUCCUUGGGCACUCGACGCACCAACUCUCGAUGUCAUGAUACCAUACCGCUUCGCACCAUGGCGGCCAGAAUACAAGAAGAAUCCACUGGAAGCGGGACGGCAAUGGUUCAGCAAUGUGGAGAACAAAGUCAAGAACAUCCUUUGCAUGUGGCAACUAGCUACACACGACAGUUUCCCAGGCCGGGACAUUUCCGCAAAGAACCUAUUUGAAAAAUUCAUCUCCUGGCCGCUACAAUCCCUCAAAUGCACUUCAACUGCCCCAGGCGAUUGGGUCGGCCCUCUGCGUCAGAUUGCGCUGCAGACGUACAAAGAUCUCAAUGCCGCCACUGCCAAGCGGGACAUCAAGCGUGUCAAGCAACUUGCAAAUAUCAAGUAUCGCGAUGACGUUAUGUCACGCAUGAAUAAAGCAGACCCCAAACUCACAUACAUCUGGCGUUUCCACAAAGAACUGGCUCCUAUCAAGAUCAUAUCUAUACGCUGUACAGAGGGUCAUCUGGGGGCAACUCCUCCCGCGUUUGGGAACCGAUUGGUCGUACAAGCUCUCGUGAGGCUCGAGACUGAGCAGAGCCUUGAAAUCUAUAAUCAAAAAGGUCUGGCAGUACACCCGCCAGCAGACGGUACGGUGGCCUCUCCGAUCGGCGGUACGUCGGUACCCGCAAAACCUCGACGCGUAGUAGAGUACCUCACCAUUGAAAAGAAGAUGUACUAUGACACUCCUUGGUACUUUAGAGAUCAACUAUGGCCGGCACCUGGCGGGAAGGUAGCCAUAGCGUAA
Molecule: messenger RNA, 1080 nt
Organism: Guyanagaster necrorhizus
Lineage: Eukaryota; Fungi; Basidiomycota; Agaricomycetes; Agaricales; Physalacriaceae
Exons: 5
Coding region: 1-1080 (359 amino acids)
Cellular component (GO): mitochondrion
Source: RefSeq, a predicted model, not a curated record